GUCUCAUGUGUUCAAUCAAAUCAAUGCAUUGACUAUUGAUAUCAUAUAUUAAUAAUACAUAUUAUGUGACCAAUAGUUUUGGUUAUGUUUUUUGUAAGUGUUAUGUCUUGAAGAGGUUUGUCACCAAAAAAACAGAUGAAAUAGUGUUUUUUGUGUCGAAGAAGAAGAAUAGAAUUCUUAAGAAACAAAUGUCUGUACAAUUGAGACACUAUUUUCGGUUGUUGUCGUCGACAACAAUGAAGAGCUGCCGCAGCAAUAAGUUAUUGGCCAACAAUUUUAUCAUCGAUUUCAAUGGUUUUUACAGAAACAUGUCGACAGUUGCCGAAGUUGUCCGACCAACUGAUCCCAAUUUACCGGUAGAGAUAAUGGAUGUUGAAGAAUACCGAAGAAUGAAUGGCAUCGAGUGUUUCGGUAAUUCAGUGGCCGAUCCGAUCAAGACGUUUGAUACCUAUCGAUGGCAUCCGAAUUUGUAUCGCCGUAUCAAAGAAAUUGGUUAUCAAACAACGACACCCAUUCAGGCCCAGUCACUGCCCAUUGUGUUUGAUAAGAGAGAUAUAGUCGGUAUCGCCAGUUCGGGCUCCGGGAAGACACUGAGCUUUGUAUUGCCAGCUCUCAUGCGAUGUAUGACAUCGAAACAGGAUCUAUGGCCGCGUUGUCUAAUACUGACGCCGUCGCGAGAGUUGACCCAUCAGAUCGAAAAAGUGAUAAAAAGUUUCCGAUUUGUACGAUCUAUUUGUCUGUACGGUGGCGUCUCAUAUGAAGUACAGGAGAUGCUCUUAAACAAAGCUAAUCCUCAUAUAGUGAUCUCUACUCCAUCUCGACUCGAAACCAUCUUCCAGAAAGGUAUUACAAAACUGGAUAACGUAGACUACGUUGUGGUCGAUGAGGCCGACCUUAUGUUGAAGUCAGGCCAACAGUCAUCGUUUGCCCACAUAAUGAAUAAUUUGCCCAAAAAACGUCAAACGCUAAUGUUUUCGGCCACUUGGCCGCCAUCAGUCCAAAAGUUAGCCGAACAAUAUCUGGACAAUUAUAUUCGGGUUAAUGUUUCACAAACACAAUCACUGUCUUCGUUAACUGUUAACAAAAAUAUUGAACAAAUUGUUAAAGUUGUCAAAGAGAGUGAAAAAGAAGAUAAAUUGCUAGAAGUGAUGAACGAAUUGGUGCCAUCGGUAACUGGUUUUAUAAAGACUAUUAUAUUUGUCAGAUCUAAGAGAACAGCCAAUCGAUUGGUGAAAUUUCUAAAGAAAGAGUCAUUUCCGGCCCGUGCUUUCCAUUCAAGUAAACAUCAAGAAGAAAGAGAUUAUAUAAUCAGAGAGUUUAGAAAGGGAGUCAUUCCUAUACUAGUAGCCACUGAUGUUGCCUCAAGAGGAUUGGAUUUUAUAAAUGUAAAAUUUGUUAUCAAUUAUGACUUUCCAUCACAAAUGGAAGAUUAUAUACAUAGAAUAGGUAGAACUGGUAGGUAUAAAGAAACGGGAAAAGCGCUCACAUUUUUUACGGCUAAAAAUAUUUAUCAUAAAUCAAAUCUAAUUGAACUCUUAAAAGAGACUAAACAAACAAUCGAUAAAAAUUUAAUUGAUUUAACUGAAGAAUCUGAAGAUAAUAUCAUCAAAGAUGAUAAUAAUAAUAAUAAUGACAAAGAUUCGGGAUAUGAGAGCUCUGGAGAGGGAAACGAUUUAGACAACGAUGAAGACGAGUCAUCCUCUAGUGAGUGGACAUCUGAUGAUGAAUCAACUAAUAAAACUAAAAAGUUAUAA
Oppia nitens is the source of this 1754-nucleotide messenger RNA. RefSeq lists its product as uncharacterized. Gene Ontology annotation, molecular function: ATP binding; RNA helicase activity; RNA binding. The record is from RefSeq and is a predicted model, not a curated record. Bases 189 to 1754 code for a protein of 521 amino acids. The transcript is spliced from 5 exons. Lineage: Eukaryota; Metazoa; Arthropoda; Arachnida; Sarcoptiformes; Oppiidae.